AUGGGGCCAAGGUCCAGGCCCGUUGGGGACAGCGGUGCGGGGUCUGACCACCGAUGCAGUCGGCUGACCACUCCCCCCUGCGGCUCGCCAGCCCUCAACAGCCUGACGGGCGAGUUCAAGGGGAAGUACUACCCUCUGAAGAGCAUGACAGAGCAGGAGCAGCAGCAGCUGAUCGACGACCACUUCCUGUUCGACAAGCCCGUGUCCCCGCUGCUGCUGGCCUCAGGCAUGGCCCGAGACUGGCCCGAUGCCCGCGGCAUCUGGCACAAUGACAACAAGAGCUUCCUGGUGUGGGUGAACGAGGAGGACCACCUCCGAGUCAUCUCCAUGCAGAAAGGGGGCAACAUGAAGGAGGUUUUCCGCCGCUUCUGCGUGGGGCUGCAGAAGAUUGAGGAGAUCUUCAAGAAAGCCGGCCACCCCUUCAUGUGGAACGAGCACCUGGGCUACGUGCUCACCUGCCCAUCCAACCUGGGCACCGGGCUGCGUGGAGGCGUGCACGUGAAGCUGGCGCACCUGAGCAAGCACCCCAAGUUCGAAGAGAUCCUCACCCGUCUGCGCCUGCAGAAACGCGGCACAGGGGGCGUGGACACGGCCGCCGUGGGCUCGGUGUUCGACGUGUCCAACGCCGAUCGGCUGGGCUCGUCCGAGGUGGAACAGGUGCAGCUGGUGGUGGACGGCGUGAAGCUCAUGGUGGAGAUGGAGAAGAAGCUGGAAAAGGGCCAGUCCAUCGACGACAUGAUCCCCGCCCAGAAGUAGGCGCCCAGCCCGCCCGCCGCCCUCUGCUGGAGCCCCAGCCCGAGGGAGGAGCCGGCCCCCCGGAGGCCCGCCCCUUCACCCCUUGCCCCGCCCCUUUCCUCCGGAGGCCCAAUCAGGGGUCGGUCCACCGGGGGCUCCAUCCACCCUUCUCGGAGUUCCGAUUCCAACCACAGUUCCAACCAAUGGGCUCCAUCCUCUGGGUUCUGGCCAAUGAGAACCCUCCCUCGCGCCCUCUCCUUUUCCGGAGCUCCGCCCACCACCUGGAGCUCUGGCUGAUGGAGAGGUGCCCAGCACAUCUGGGGCUGAUGCUUUCUCUCCACUCAAAGCAACAAAUAAAAGCAAUGGUGGCCUUA
Molecule: messenger RNA, 1109 nt
Organism: Ceratotherium simum simum (southern white rhinoceros)
Lineage: Eukaryota; Metazoa; Chordata; Mammalia; Perissodactyla; Rhinocerotidae
Source: RefSeq, a predicted model, not a curated record